AUCGCUAUGGAAGACAUGAGUUGUAGGAACCAACACAACCUAACUGCUUCAGCAGCUUAGACUUACAUGAGUGUAUAUACUUUCAGGAUCCUGUAGAUCCUGGCCUUAACAAGUGAAAAGAAGCCACCGAGCAGUCAUUCUUACAGAGGACUGGAUGCAGGAUUUUUUGAAGGACAAUGCCAUUAGGACCUUUACCUAUUUGUCAAUGUCCCAUCUACUUAAAUGGAACUCAGAAUGGGGCUGAUUUGAAUCCCUACUCACACAGGUUCUUUAGUGACUGUCCUCACGAAAAAUUUGCAAAGAAAGUCAGAUGUCUCCUCUGUGGACAAAGUUGCCAUUCUUUCUCCCAAUCUUCUAGAUUUGGGCAUGACACCAAGAAGCAAGAAUUGUAUCUUUCAGGGAAUGACAUUCUAGUACUGCCUGAAGAGAAUGCCAGUUAUAUUGAUUCUUUUCCAAGCUGUCAGCCUGGCUCUGAGGACAGUGCAUUGUCUGAUGAUGCCUCUAGUCAGGUCAAUCCUCAGAGAUACCAAGCUGUCCAAGAACUACUGAAACAGUUUUCUGGGAACAAGCAAGAUCAUCCCCAUGAAGUGUCUUCAGGAUACUUUAAGGAAGAGGUGGUCAUUAAAUUCAGAAGAGCUCUUUAUUUUUCUGGUCUUCGGGUGUUAUAUGUCAAGGGUGGUGGAUUCCAUAGGCACAUUUCAGCAGAUUACUUCCUGAGAAACCCAAAAUGUCUACAGCGAUUAAUCCCAUGGCUGAAACGUGAGCUGAUAGCUAUUUUUGGUGACUAUGGAUACACAGCAAAAAAUAUCCUCACAAUCAUCCUCCAAAAUAUGACAGAGUAUGAUCUAGACAGUCAGACUUUUUCUGAAAUCUUGGGACCCUAUCUCUUGCAAUACAAUGAACAUUUCUUACAUGAGUUCAUAAGUUUUGCUCGAUCACCUUUUAGCAUGAAAACGUAUGACCAGCGAGCCAUUUAUGAGUGUCCUUCUCCUUCAAAUGGAAGAGGAAAUCUAUUCACUAUCUCACCUACUAAUAACAAAUGGGCUUUACCAGCAUUGGAAAAUUAUUCAGAGAUGGCCAAAACCAUUCAUGACUCAUGGAAUAAAGGAGCGUUGCCUCACUCAAGCUCAAAGCAUAACAUGACAUCUGAUUCAUCUUCUAUAUCACCUGAAGGAAAUCUAGAAGAUCUUGAUAGGACCAGAAAUAAACAUCACCUUAGGACCCCAACUAUGUCAGAGUCAGGAGACAGCAAAGAUGUGACUUCAUCACAGAGUUGCACCCACAUUGCUCAUCUUAAAUCAUUGGGUGAGGAUUCCAUAAGAUUGCUAGAACCACCAUCUGACAGCAAGAAAUAUACUUCUGAAGGAAAUACAGAAGAGAGGAAGCUUCAGCUUGAACAGGACAAGUGUUUAGGAGAUAAUAAAGCUAAUUACUCUGUAUCUGAUAUUUCAUCUGCCUCAAAUUCUAGCCCAAGAGAAAAAAAAUUGUUGGCCCUUAGUCAGCCAAUGAAAACCCAGGAGAAAGAAUCAGAAAAAAACAAAAAUCCAGAUUCCCUUGAUAAAAUCUUUCAAAGAAGCCCACCCAUGAUGAAGGAAACACAACCACCCUUAUCUGGAAACUCAUCCCAAAUGAAAGACCAAACUUGGAGUUGCAAUUCAGAGAAAGUCUAUUCUCAUAGAAGGCCCAUUCAGAAAGGCCAGAGAAAUCAGGCCUUCAGGAAGGAGACAUUGAAGUGUCAGCUAUCCUGCCAAGAUGGAGAACUAAGUUCACACCCCUACAGAAGGCUGAAAGGUACACAGAUCAGGGACUAUAAGAAUUGUUUUAAACAAAGGCUACCUCAAAGCAGUGAGGACAAAUCAUGUUCGUCCCAUCGCCCUAAAAAGAGAAGAUCAAGAAGUAGAGAUCACAGUGAUAGGGGCCUGAGAAGAAGCUAUACAAGUGAACCUUUAUUAACCAUAUGCUGUGAAGUUCAGGAAGAUGAUAAAGGAGAUUACCUAUCUUUAAGGAGGGUUGUUCUAGCUAACCCAAGAGAGUUUAUUAGUGCUAGGGGUACAGACCAAAAUCUUUGCAACAGAGAAAAAGCUUUUAGAGUGAAAAGCCCCAGCAUCUGCCUCCAUCCUGAGACUCACAGACCAAACUGUCAGUGCAUGAGGAGGUCAGGAACAGUGCGUGUAGGAAGUAUCUCAUCACACCAUGAAAAGAUGGGUAAGAAAAGAAGAUUCAAAUGCCAAUGUUCAGAGAAGGAAAAUAACAAAACAAUACCUAACUCAUUGCCUGCUCCAGUUAAGAUGCACCAAAUACAGCAGUCUACAUCCUGUUACAGAAUGGGGCUCCCUAAACAAUUUUUCAACCGUAUAUCCCAAGCUUUCAAAGAUGCCAUGGGUUGUAUUAAAAAGAUACAUGAAAAAUGUGACCAGAAAGUUGAAGGCAAAGAUUAUUUUGGUAGCAGAAUCUAUGAGAACAAACCGUUCUUAGAAAGAGAACGUAUUAACCAACAGAGUAAGAAUGACUGAAGGGACUUACUACAUCAUUUUGUCAUUGGAAUUAAGCCCAUUUUAUUUAGUUAAAAGAAUAAAAAAUACAUAACAUGUGCUUAUUUUAAAAUGACCCUUAAAAUGUGUGAUAUACUUAAAUUCUAAAUUGGUUAAACCAUUCUUAGAGGAUUAAACAAUAUAUAUUGGCUGAGCCUUUUACUUUGAUUAAUAAGAAUAUUAACCAGCCAAAUAGAAAACCAGAGGAAAUAAAGCAAGAAGAAUUGUAUAUGCUUAUUAAAAUAAGAAUUGUAAUU
This is a messenger RNA of Trichosurus vulpecula (common brushtail), 2788 nucleotides long. RefSeq names its product E3 ubiquitin-protein ligase Topors-like. NCBI's taxonomy places the organism in Eukaryota, Metazoa, Chordata, Mammalia, Diprotodontia, Phalangeridae. The transcript is spliced from 2 exons. Gene Ontology annotation, molecular function: ubiquitin protein ligase activity. Bases 177 to 2513 code for a protein of 778 amino acids. Gene Ontology annotation, biological process: protein monoubiquitination; protein polyubiquitination. The record is from RefSeq and is a predicted model, not a curated record.